CAAUUCAUUUCGAGUAGUGAACGGAUUAACAAGUAGAUUUAAGUUCUUUUUUCUCGUGUUGUGGUUGAAUAAAACUUUUUGUGAAAAUGGCUUCAUGGCUUAUAUUCACCUGUGCUUUAGCAGCAACUUUAGGUAUUUCUGGUGCCACCUUCGGUGACAAAGAACAUGUGCAUAUUCGGAUUCACUUGCCAGAACUACAUGAAGAAACGCAUAGCCAUAAAGAAGUUAUCAUACACGACGAUCAUGGCCAUGGUCACGGUGGCGGUGGACAUGGAGGUGGCGGACAUGGCGGAGACGGCGGCUUUGCUGAAGGCCUAAUCGGAGGAUUUCUAAGUAGUGGAGGUGGACAUGGUCAUGGACACGGCCAUGUAAGUCAUGGACAUGGUGGUGGUGGUGGAUUUGGUGGUCAUGGAAGUGGUGGACACGGACAUGGCGGGCAUGGCGGGCAUGGAGGACAUUCGCAUGGUGGUCAUGGUAACGACGAUUUGCUGAUCGCAACAAUAGCUAGUAGUUUAAGCAGUGGAAGUCAUGGUCAUGGUGGACACGGAGGUCAUGGUGGACAUGGAAGUCAUGGUGGUCACGGAGGUCAUAGCAGUCACGGAGGAUUUGGUGGACAUGGUGGAAGCGGUGGUCACGGUGGUCAUGAGGAAAUAAUUGUUGUUCAAGACGGCGGUCAUUCUGGAGGUCAUUCUGGCGGUUUCGGUGGUGGUCAUUCUGGAGGUUUCGGAGGUGGUCAUUCUGGCGGUUUUGGAGGUGGUCAUUCUGCCAGUUUCGGAGGCGGACAUUCUAGUAGUUUCGGAGGUGGACAUUCUGGUGGAUUUGGUGGUGGCCAUUCUGGAGGAUUCAGUUCAGGAAAUCAUUUAGGCGGUGGAUUUGGAGGACAUUCAGGCGGAUUUAGUGUUGGUCAUUCUGGAGGUGGACAUGAAGAGCAAGGACACGGUAUUGGCCAGGAAGAACUUUUGAUUGCUAGUGUUGCUGGUGGAAUAGGAGGCGAUCAUGGUGGUCACAGCGGUUCUACUUCUGGUGGUUUUCACGGUGGAUUGAGCACUGGAGGUGGAUUCGGUGGUUAUGCAAGUGGCUUCAACAGUUACAGCAACUCAGGACAUGAUAGUUAUAGUGUAGGCGGAGGAAGUGGACAAGGACAUGAUAGUUACAGUGUAGGUGGAGGAAGUGGGCAAGGACAUGAUAGUUACACAAUUGGCGGAGGAGGGAUACAAGAUAGUUACAGUUUGGGUGGCGUAGGAGGUGGUCAAGAUAGUUACAGCAUUGGCGGUGGAAGCAAUUCUAUUGACGCUGGUCACGAUAGUUACAAUUUGGGCGGAGGUGGAGGUGGACAUGAUAGUUAUAGUGUUGGAGGACAUGGCAGUAGCGGCGGUUUCGUUGCUUCAAGUGGAUUCGGACAUGGAGAUGUCGGAGGAUACAGUGGUGGAGGAUUCGAAGCAUCAUCAGGAUUAUCAGGUGGCUACAGUAGUGGUCACGAUGCUGGUAAUUCUGGCCAUGACAGCUACAGCUUGGGCGGUGGAAUUGGAGGCAAUUCAGGCUUUUCCUCUCUUGGUCAAAGCAGUUUUGGGGGCGAUAGUUACACAGGAGUUGAUAGUUACAGUCAUGCACCAUCAGGGCAUCAUACGCAAAGUUCGGGACAUUUAGGAGCAGCUCCAGAAGGAUACGAUUACCCGAAGCCAUCUGUCGGCUUGCACCAUUGAUAAAUCCAUAAAAUUGUAUUCGUAAACUUGCAUUGCCAUCAUUCAUCUCUUGUUAUGUCCGUUUUUCAAAGGACACUACCUUGUACAUAAAACUAGUCUUCCAUUACCCUUCUGUACAUUAUUUAUCAUACCGCUAGCGUCUUUAUUUUUCCUCCCUCAUUCCUCUAUUUUUUGUGCUUAAGUGUGUUUGUAGCUUUAAGAUUCGUAACUAAGCUUUUGUUUCAAAAGUUGUUAUUUCGUUUGUAAGAACUUGUUAGCUUGUAAAAUGUUACGUUUUCGUUAACAUUACUUUCAAUAAAAAUCUUAAAAAAAAAU
Molecule: messenger RNA, 2018 nt
Organism: Bradysia coprophila
Lineage: Eukaryota; Metazoa; Arthropoda; Insecta; Diptera; Sciaridae
Source: RefSeq, a predicted model, not a curated record